AAAAUAUACUCGGUUCCAUUGAAUCAGGCAUGGUUUAUUAACUUUCCAUAUUAUCUUCCUUUUGCAAAACCGACAUUGUAGUUUCCUUUUUUCAUUAUUUCCAUUUUCUUUUAAAGGGUUUUCCUUUUUGCUUCUGUUAUAUAAAAGACGACAAAACGAAACGAUACAACAAAAAACAACAACAAUACACGUAAACGUGAUCAAAGUGGUCAAAAAGGAGACAAGAUAAAUUCGAUCGACAAUCAGAUAUUCGAAAAUGAUCAAUCAAAUGGAGAAGAUUUGUUUUUCUGAAGACUCGGGGGUUACGUUUUCGGAGACGGAGAUUGAGGCGGCGGAGCAGCUAGUGCAGUUGAGCGAAGAGGAUACGUUGAGCUGUAGCAGCGGCACUGGCUGUAGCGUUUCGACCGGUUACGACGGGUGUGACGGGAAAGGAUCAGAAGGCAAUAAUACGAACAUACAAGAUGAUGUUGUUAGUUCAAAGGUUAGAGAUCAUAUGGCCGAAGAGGCGCAAAACGACGGCGUGUGGAGGAUCAAGAAUGUUACGAACGGACAGAGUUUUCUGAAGGCGAUGAUGGAGACGAGGACAGGCAUACAUAAGAAGAAGAAGUUUCGGUCUCUUGAGAGCAUCUACAGAGCGACGAACGAGAUGACGAGAGAUUAAUUAGUCUUAAGGGGAUCAUGGCUAAAUAACGUUUAAUGACGUUUGUUAGAAGCGUGUGUAAUUAUACUAUAUGUCAUCGUUUUCUAUGGUUUUGUAAGUAAUGUACUAGUAUCUAUUAGCGUUGAACCGGGAGAAGGUGCUAGAAGAAUUGACGCUUUGCAAUAAUUUUAACACACAUUCUUAUUUAAA
Messenger RNA from Arabidopsis thaliana (thale cress), 850 nucleotides. RefSeq lists its product as uncharacterized. The record is from RefSeq and is marked reviewed. The coding region runs from base 257 to 661 and encodes 134 amino acids. NCBI's taxonomy places the organism in Eukaryota, Viridiplantae, Streptophyta, Magnoliopsida, Brassicales, Brassicaceae. The transcript has a single exon.